UGCUUGGGAAUUGCUUUCAGUGGCGCUAGACUAAGCGUGUUUGUGCUAAUUGAAAUAGUUCGAGCUCGUCUGCUUUCAUUGCUGUUUCUCCUCAUUAGCCCGGCAUUCUAGUCCGUCAAGAGCCUCCGCUACCCGGCGCCGUCACGUCGUAUUUUAGGUUGAAUAGCUUAGCGACCCGAAGAACGCGACUCAGAGCAGAAUCAGCUUUCUCGCCGGCGACAGCCGUGUGCGACUCUAACAAGUGGCAGGGAGUUCAUGCGACAGCUGGCUGGCUGAUGGCGAUAUCGUCAUCCGUCGAGCGACUGCUCACCGUCCAGCACUAUGACUGGGCGGACGAGCUCUUUCUCAUGGGUCAGGAGCCGAUAAAGUGGGACCUGGAGGAGAUGGAGCGGCACCUGGCGGAACCCAACUUUAACGGCGAACCCUCCAAGGUGGCGAUCUUCUAUUCGUGGUUCGAUGGCUGCUUCUACCCACUGGUGCGGUCGCAUCUGGAGCACCGGGACAAGCUGCUCCUGCCCGCACUCACAGAGCGCAUCAAAGAGCCUGCCCCGAACGAGGUGUCGGCGCCCUUAUUCCAGGCGAUAGAGCUGAUGGACGAGGUCAAGGACAUGCGCGCCACCUUCGACAGAGCGCAGAUGGACGACCGACCCAACGUCGCUGAGGUGCUGCGGCAGAAGCUGACUCAGCUGUCGCGCAUCUUCCACCGCCAAUUCGACGCCGAAAUGGACUUCUUCCCAGCGCGUGUGCGGCAUGCGUUCAUGCCGACGGAGGCGGAGGGCAUUCUGAUAGAGGCGGAAAGCCACGUGGGUUUCUUCCUUGCGUCCGCACGCCUGCCAUGGAUCUUCCAUGGCCUCGAGAGGUGGGCGAGUCCGGGCAAGCCAGAAAAGUUUCUAGAGCGGUUGCCGUGGGUGCACCGGCUAUUAUUGGAGUACUGGUGGGAGCCCGUGUACCUGCGGUGCAACUGGCUGCUGCUGCAGUCCCUGGCUGACCCGGUGGAGGGGGAUACACUGUAAGCUGUAACUCAGCGAACUAUUCCAGCAAUGGGUGACGUUGCCGUGGGGCGGUUGCCGUGGGUGCACCGGCUGUCGUUGGAGUAUUGGGGGGUUAAUGAGUCUAUUUUUGAGUCGACUCAAAAAUAGACUCAUUACUCACUGGUGGGAGCCUGUGUACCUCCGGUGCAACUGGCUGCUGCUGCAUUCGCUGGCUGACCCAGUGGAGGGGGAUACACUGUAAGCUGCAAUGUUGCGGUCUGUACUGUACCAGUAAGGGGUGUAGUCUGCUGAAUCUAGGUGUAAAGAGAGCAGCUGUUCUGUUGGGGAGCUGCCUUGUCAGUGAGGGGGUGAGGGGAUGAGGAGGAAUCAUGGGGCGGAUACAUGUGGAAGUAGACGGUAGGAAGGAAAAGGUGUGAGAAAACACGUGUGGGGGAUACAUGAAGGGGAUGCUGUGUGGAUGGGUGCCUUACAGCAGUAGUAGGCACUAGUAGCUGCCAUGCCAACUUGGGGCUACAUGUAGAGUUUGCCAUGCCAUCACGGAGCUCCAUGUUGUACACGGAGGGCUGCUAUGCUGUACAGAGUACACCAGGAUAUGUGCUAUAGUGGUGCUUCACCCGGUCUAGAAUGUGAUAUAUUCUGAUUGCAAGCAAUGGAAUGUCAUGAAGUGUUACUCUUCCAA
Molecule: messenger RNA, 1671 nt
Organism: Closterium sp. NIES-67
Lineage: Eukaryota; Viridiplantae; Streptophyta; Zygnematophyceae; Desmidiales; Closteriaceae
Source: the annotation of a GenBank genome assembly